Messenger RNA from Aspergillus udagawae, 2559 nucleotides. RefSeq names its product MFS transporter/fungal specific transcription factor domain-containing protein. The record is from RefSeq and is a predicted model, not a curated record. Gene Ontology annotation, biological process: transmembrane transport; DNA-templated transcription. Lineage: Eukaryota; Fungi; Ascomycota; Eurotiomycetes; Eurotiales; Aspergillaceae. Gene Ontology annotation, cellular component: membrane. The transcript has 7 exons. Bases 1 to 2559 code for a protein of 852 amino acids. Gene Ontology annotation, molecular function: DNA binding; transmembrane transporter activity; zinc ion binding.
AUGGAUGAGAAUGAUUAUCAAACUAUCAAAGGCGUUUUCGAAAGCAUUGGCCUACGACACGAAGACUUGACAAACGGAGAUCAAACUGCGCCAAUAGCGAAACCGGUGGCAGAGGCCUCUGAAAACAGACGGGAAGUCUCUUCUCAGUCUGAUAGCCGCUCACAGGACAUAAGCGGAACGGGAAAUGACACUGUUAUGGGGCUCCAACCAGCGUUAACCGGGACGAAUAGAGACGAAGCCCGAGUUGCCCAUGAGCCUGUGCUCCAUGUGUCUUUGGAACUAGGUUCUACCCACUUAGAAACGUCAGAACAUUUAUCAGUGCAUUCUUAUGAUGCCGGAAGCCCUCAACCACCUACCACGGUGCCGGAUGACGCAUCUCCAAAUGCGACAUCCGCUCUUCUAGAACUUGCAGAUUCAGGCCCGUACCAUUCGGCUCCCAACGUAACGGCAAAUGGAAACGUCCCUCCGCCUGAAAUCAGUGAGGAAGAAGACGAUGAUGAAGUGACAAAUCAGCUUUCAUGUCGACUAGGGCGGCUCCAGGUGACACAUGAUGGACAGCUACGGUACUUCGGGUCUACAUCAAAUCUUACGUUACUAGACGUUCUAGUUGGCGUUGCUCCUUCGGGUCUCACAAGCACUCAAAGAGAGACCCAGCAGAUAAUUGAGAAUGCAGAGCUCAGUCUACCUGUAGACGAGGAAUUUGAGCAACAUUUGCUUCAGCUCUACUUCACCUGGCAGGAUCCUUGCUUACAUGUUGUGAGCGAGGAGAUUUUCUGGAGGUCAAGGGCACAAAAGAAACGUGGGGGUCUCACUGCCCCUUGCUAUUCUCAUGCAUUAUCCGACGCAAUGUGUGCGGUUGGCGCUGCUUAUGAGUCCAGAUAUCACCCGAACCUUGUGACCUUCCCUAGAUCUUUAGCAGAAUUCUUCGGUGAUAGGGCCAAAAUUUUGCUAGAGCCUGAAUUAGAGAACCCUUCGUUAGCAACAAUCCAGGCAUUAGUCAUAUUGAGUAGCUAUGAAGCAUCAUGCACUAGGGAUACCCGUGGCUGGCUGUACAGUGGGAUGGCAAUGAGACUUGCCUUUGAUCUUGGAUUACAUCUGGACAUGGCUCCAUAUGUGGAAAGAGGCACUAUCCGGUCUGAGGACGCCGAAGUACGUUGCGUAACUUUCUGGGGCGUAUACAUGAGUGAACAAUUCUGGAGCUACUAUCUUGGACGGCCUACUCGAAGCCCAGUAGAAAGAGUCACGGUGCCAAAACCGGGCUGUGGCGAUGCUCUCUCCACGCUGAAGUGGAAACCCUAUGGCUCGCCAGAUUUAUCGAAAAAUAUAGUCAACCUGCCUAAUCCACUCGCUAUGAUAUGCUACCAAUGGAUCUCACUUUAUCAUCUCAUGCUACCACUUACAGAUGUACUAUACGGCUGUUGCGAGGUCUCGAAACAUCACCUACAGGAGCUUACAUCGGAUACCGUCGAGAAGCUGCGAAUUUGGAAGCUGAAUCUUCCUCCUGAGCUUAAUAUCUAUGGCACGGCCGGCUACUUACAACCGCUCCCGCAUGUUUUGGCUCUCCACAUGCAAUACCACCAGCUACUGAUACACUGCCACCGCCCAUACAUCUCACGACACCAUAUCCAGCCACAACCUCCUCAAGGACCUGGUUCAUCGCAUGCACGCAUGAUGUGCGUGGAAUCAGCCAUCGCAAUUGCAAAACUUCUCACCCUAUAUGAGCGAUAUUACAGCUUUCGCCGGGCGAAUUUCCAGAUUGUUUCUUUUAUAUUUUCUUCUGCGCUCAUUCUUAUCUUUUCCAUAGUCCCCAUCCGGCAUUGUGAGCGUGAUCGGGAUCUGGUAGCUCACCUAAAUACAUGUUUCCGAGCUCUGGAUGAAAUGGGAAGCCAAUUUGAGAAUGCCAAACGGACCAGUACAUUCCUGAGCACUCUCCAGCGCGAGUGGCAAACACGUCGACGCAGUAAACUCAUGCGGGGUGUUAAGAGGAAGUUUGACAGUGUCCAUGAAUCCGGGAGCAGUGGGUUCAUGCCUUGGAAUGGAAGUAUGGCCUAUGGGGAACCGGAAUCUUCCCAACUCCUACAGGUUCUGAGAGAGAGCACAAGGACUCCUGCUGUCGAUUCGGUGUUUGGUUCUUAUGCAGAUGAACCAUCGUAUGCCGCGGACUUUCUGGAGUCGGAUCUUUGCAAUAUCCUCCUUAGCGAGGGAAUUCCCAAGGCCUUUGUAUAUGUCGUUCUGCAGGCAACUUCGUUCCAUGUAGCCCAGAUAAUCAUAGCCCGCUUCAUAGAAGGUCUCGGAAACAGUGUCAACACGACUGCCCCUCCAGUAUGGCAGUCGGAGAUGUUGAAGUCAAGUCGUCGCGGCUGCCUCAUCGUCCUGCAGCUAGCCCUCAAUCAGCUGGGGAACGUUACGGCCCAGUGGCUUAACUUUGGUCUCAACUAUAUCGACCACCUCGGCGUUUCCUGGAGGCACUCAAUUGCAUUUCAGAUCUUCGAUGCCGCUGCUACGGUGUCCAUCAUCCCUUCGCUGCCGGACUCUCCACGCUGGCUUAUACAGAAGUGA